Molecule: messenger RNA, 4363 nt
Organism: Porites evermanni
Lineage: Eukaryota; Metazoa; Cnidaria; Anthozoa; Scleractinia; Poritidae
Source: the annotation of a GenBank genome assembly
AUGAUAAGAAAGUUUUUGAAAGCUCAAGAACUUAACUAUCUCAAUGAUAUUAGUUCUUUUGAGUUUAAAGAGCAUGAUGUUAUAAAUAUAAUAAUUAUAUUUGAUUUAAUGGAAACUUAUUUAGAGUCUGAUGAUUAUUAUGGUGAAUUUCCGGAUGAAUAUGAGCUUUUUAGAGAGUUUUAUGAACAAAUAAAUUAUAAGUUUGAUGAUUUAUAUUAUAGUGAUAGUGAUAGUGAUAGUGAUUGUGAUUUGAUAAUUUUAUAAUCUUCUAACAUAUUUUGUUAUAAGAUUACUACUUUACUAAAUAUAUCUAUCGAUUUAUAACAAUCUAUUUUAUUAAAUAAAUUGUUAGCUAUAUCUAUGAAUUUUUUAUCAGAAGAAUUUUUAACUGAAUCUUCGUAGUAAUAUGCUUCGUAAAUAAAUGAAGAUAUAGCUGGGAAUUCUUCAUGAAAAGAACAAUCUAUAUCUUCAAUUUUAGCUUUUUUCAAAUUAUUUACACUUUUUUCUAUUUUAAUAAGAGUAUCAGUAUCUCUAUAAGAAGACGGGGUGUAAUAAUAAGAAGAAAUUUUAGGUAAAUUAAUAUACAAAGGUUUGAUAUUUUUUUCAAUAGUUUUUAGUUCAUUAAAGACUUUUUUUGAAGGAUAAACAAUAUUCCAUUUUUUAAACACCAUUUAUUAUAGCGGGGCUCCCGCGCGCGCGAAGCGCGCGUGGGACAGAGCCCCAUACUCAUGGAAUAUGGUCAACCUCUUUUCGCUUGGUUGUCACGUGACUGACCGAGCGUACGUACGUACGUACGUACGUACGUACGUACGCGUCUACAGAUUGUACGGGUAGGGUAGGGGAGACUAUCAAAAGGAAGGGAGGGGUGUCUCAGGCGUGUGUUGGCAAGUCCUCAUCUUUUUUAUAUGACAUUCACAAUAUAGUCAAUUGACAGCUGUCAAAACAGGAUAGGCACUGACCAGUAUCCCAUGACCAUAACGCGGGCUCAUUUGUCAACUCAUCAGGGUGACGUAAUUUAUUUGGAAGCUGUCCGCUGACCAGUUAAUCGUUUUACUAGAUCGCAAACAAUAUUCAAUCUCAUACUUUUUAACAUGGAUAUUAUUAUUAAUAUUUAGCUAGUUUGGGAUCGGAGCACAGGAAAUGUGAUCAAUUGACAGCUGUCAAAACGAGGUAUCCGCUGACCAGUAUCACUUGAGCGAAUCGCGGGCUCAGGUGUCGACCCAUCGAGGUCGAGUAUUUUUUUGAAGUUAUCCGCUGACAAGGUACUUGUUUUCAAAUGAUUGCAGGCUCAAGUUUAAUUUUUUUUUUAAAUUCAUAUGAAAUAUGUUGUGUUUAUGUGCCGCACAAUUAAAAUUUUGAUUUCAAACUGACCUCGGACGCGAAAAUUCAGCCAGCUGCUACAGGCAGGGAAGACAGUUGCUUUUGACUUUUCUCGCCAUGUUCACGCGUUGGUCACGCUCUACGUCCAAUUUUUAUGCUCUGAUUGGUCAAAAUUUGACAGGUGAGUUCAUGCGCAAAAUUUAUGCAGCAUCUUGAAUCUUGUUUACUUUGACAGCUGAAGCUGACAGAGUUUUGUGUCAACUUGUGAUGUUUUUAACUUUCUUUUUCCACUGGAUGUACAAAAUGAAAUUCAGAUUCUAUCAGGAGUCUUCUGUUAUUCAUGGCUAGUUUGUUUAUUGGGUUUUUGGUUGAGUCAAAGUCGGAAAUCCGAUUUCGGAUGGCAUCGUUUUCGUUUUCACCUUGCUUAAUGCGUAAGAGGGUUGCAAAGUCUGAAGCGAUACUGGCCUUCCUUGAUACCUUUCAGGAGCUGCAUCUCGAGUGGUAAGCCUAAGUAAUUAUUGUAUUUGAUGUUUGUUUUUUAUUCCUAAUUUAAUGAAGUCGAGCGUAGUUUAUGCGGCUAUUUUGUUUACGCACGUUUGUAAGAUUUGAGACAAUGAUCUGACCGCGUAUCAGGUUUGUUAUAAGCUUACAGAUCUUUAAAAAGCCUUUAGACAUUUUCUCACCGCAAAUAGAAAGAAAACGUUUCAAGGAAUAUUUAGUUAUAAUUCUGACUGUAAAAGAAAGGUUUGAGCGAUUUCCUUGCCUCGAGUUCGUCUUUGAAAAAAGCAAACACCGGGAAGCCGGCUUAAAACACAAAAUUCAGCUUUAAGCUCGAAGACUCAGGAUUUUUAGAGACACUUUAAUACUUGUCUUCCUGAAUGAAAAUUGUCGUCUCUGUAUAUGUUUCUCCGAAUUAUAUUUCUUUUAUUAAUUGUUAGUACUGUCUCUUGUAAUUUUAAUCGCUGUGUCGAUUGUUUUCAGUCGUUCAGUGAACAACGCUUCCCGGAGUACUCAAAAUGCCGCGCGUUAAACCGUUUUAAAAUAAAAAAUAAACAUAAUAAAUUCUUUAUUAUGUUGGAGCGUAACUCUGUUAAUGUUCAUUCAAACACUCGCCACUGCUAGCACUGCAAAAGUCAGAACCGGCUGGCCGUAUAGAUGAUUUUGAAAAUUUUUUUUAACGGUUUAGCUAAAGCCCACGCGUGCUGCGAUCGUCCUGAAUAUUGAAUGAUAGCAAUUUGUAUCGCAAUAUUGUGAAAUACUGCAUUCUGUUGUGCGAGGUCUGUAUGAUAAAAACAGUGCCUCAUAGUACUGUUUCACCUCAGAUGUGAUGUAUAAAUGAUAUAAAAGGUUGGUUUACAGUCGCACCCAGAUUUGUUGGCAAGAUUUUGUAAAGUAAACUUGUCGAACGCAAAAAAUUCGGCCGGAAUUUUUUUCCAGGCCUAAUUAAUCUAAGGCGAUCAUGAGCCAUUAUGGCUCUUAAUAAAUGUGAUCCAAGAUGAUUGCCAGUUUUUGGGUGUACUUAUGAGGCUAUCAACUCGAUGUGAGAUUUGGUUCACUCUUGGGCUACUUGCAAAUUAUUUUUUGUAAAAUCACUUAGCCUUUCCAUGAAAAGUCACACGAAUGUGCUCUAAAGUUAACUGAAUUGUGGAAUACAAGUUUACUGUUUGAUUUAAAUUAUAAAUUUAUUAAUGGGAGCCUCGCUUUUAGCCCUGGCUAAAUCUAUAUAUUAUUUUUUUUGUUUUUAAAUAACUUAAAAAAUAAAACAGGGAAAUUCCCAUUUGAUGAGUUGAGUGUAUUUAGGGAAUUUUCCCAACAAAAAUAAUCUAAUCAAAAUAAUAAAAUGGAACCAAGAUCAAGAGAAACUACUCCUACAAAAGAAGACUUUAUAGUUGAUGAUGGAUAUAGACAUGAUGAGGAUCCAGAUUAUGUUCCAGAUAAUGAUAAAUAUGUUGUUUCGAGUAAAGAUUUCAAAAAGUUAACCAAAAAUGCUAAAAAACUCGGUGCUGAAUCGCUUGAUUAUUCAACACGCAAAACAAAUAUGUAGCAACACUUUCAAGUGGAAAGAAGAUUCAUUUCGGGUCAUCACAACAUCCAGACUAUCUUAUUCAUCAAGACAAAGAUCGAAGAGAGAGGUAUCUUGCUCGAGCUAAAAAGAUUAAAAAUAAACAGGGGGAGUUAACUUAUACUAAUCCUGAAUCAAGUAAUUUUUGGUCAGUCCAUCUACUCUGGCCAGAAAAAUAAAUUAUGGCUUAAGGAUUAAAUUCUUAUAAUAAAAAUGAUGUUAUCAAGUUACGAAAAUCUUACUCAAGACAAUAUUAUCUUUAAUGAAGCCAAAGAGUACAAAGUGAAAGAUAGCAAAAUCAAAUACAAACGUAUCCCAAUUGAAGUCAAAUAUCCAAAUGGAAAGAAAGGAGCUUUGGUAAUUGAAACUCCAGUUCUUUUCUCUUUUGGAGUAAAUGAAAAGAAAAACCAAGAAACAAAUAAGUUAGUAGGUUAUAGUAUUCCAGUAUGUCUUUGGGCUAAAGGUAGUGAGCCGAAUACUAAAGAAAAAGCAUUUUUUGAAGCUAUUAACAAUAUAACAAAUAUCUCUCAGCAAUAUUUAGAGAAUGAAUACGGUGCAGAUCUAGCAUCAACUCUAUCUUUACCAUUUUAUUACAAACAAGAAGAAUAUACAGAUAAGAAAGGAAAGAAGAAAACAAGAAUAGACCCCUCAUCUGCACCAGUUCUUUACGCAAAACUGAUUUACUCAGAAAAAUCUAAGAAAAUUCUUUCACUAUUCAAAACAAAAGGAAGAAAAGAUUUGAAUCCUUUUAAAUAUAUUGAUCAGUACUGCAACGUUAAAAUGGCUUUGAUUAUUGAAGGAAUAUUUAUUAGUAAGACUGUAACAUCUUUGCAAAUAAAAGUACAUGAGUGCUUUGUCAAACCAUUAAAACCUAGCGAGUCUUUACUAACAAUUGAAGAGGAAGAGGAAGAUGAAGAGGAAGAGGUUACUGAGCAAGUAUUUGAAGACUUAGUUAUCUCUGAUAAAGAAGAAACUGAGUAA